Prosopis cineraria is the source of this 1406-nucleotide messenger RNA. RefSeq names its product alkane hydroxylase MAH1-like. The transcript has a single exon. Gene Ontology annotation, molecular function: monooxygenase activity; heme binding; iron ion binding. Lineage: Eukaryota; Viridiplantae; Streptophyta; Magnoliopsida; Fabales; Fabaceae. The coding region runs from base 56 to 1240 and encodes 394 amino acids. The record is from RefSeq and is a predicted model, not a curated record.
CAAGUGCACUGAUAUCUGAAGAAGCAAAGUUAUCCAAUAAUAGUCUACAAUCAUCAUGCUCAGUUAUGCACAAGUAGUGGUUGCAGGUUUUGCAGCACUCAUCCUCUUCCUUUUUCAUUGCUAUCAGAGACGAUGCUACAAAGACCCCCUCCUUAAAGACUGGCCUAUAUUGGGAAUGCUACCACCAGUUCUCAGCAAUUUAGGUCGGAUUCAUGACUAUAUAACUCAGGCUCUUCAAAGAAAAGAGGGUACAGGGAGCUUCGCUGGACCUUGGUUUACUGGAAUGAACGGUUUGGUGACUUGCGACCCCAUGAACGUACAUCAUAUGAUGAGUAAGAAUUUCGCCCACUACACAAAAGGUCCAGAAUUUCAUGAGAUUUUUGAACCUUUCGGGGAAGGGAUUUUCACUGCAGAUUCAGACACAUGGAAGUAUCACAGGGCACUUCUCCAUUCCUUGUUUAAAACCCCAAGCUUCGAGAAGUUUCUGGAAAAGAUCGUUCGAGAGAAGGUGGAUUUCUGUCUUUCUCCUCUUCUUGAUCAUCUAGAAAGGCAGGGAAUUGAAGUGGAUCUGCAUGACGUGUUCAAUCGCCUCAACUUUGAUAUUAUUUGCUCUAUGGUCUUAGGAUCUGACCUCAAAAGCGUUGCUGUUGAUUCCCCAAAAGUUACAUGUGAGAGAGCUUUCAAUGAGGCUGAGGAGUUUAUAUUCUACAGAUACUCAGUACCAAGAUGCAUCUGGAAACUUCAGAGAUGGCUUCGAGUUGGAGCAGAGAAGAAGAUGGCUGAAGCAUGUCAAUUGUUUGACCAAUUCCUCUAUGAAAGUAUAGCAUCAAAGAGAGAAGAGCUUAGCAAAAACAAUGAAAUGAAGAAAACAGAGGAGGACUUGCUGACAACUUUGAUGAGGGAGGAACAAGGUAAAGAACAUGUGAAUGACAAGUUUCUAAGAGACACUGCUUUUCAUCUUUUUGUCGCAGGUAGAGACACCAUAACUUCAGCUCUCACGUGGUUCUUUUGGCUUGUCGCUACACACCCUUCAGUGGAGGCCAAGAUUCUUGAAGAAAUCAAAGAAGAAAAGGAAAUGAAAAAUCAAGUGUAUCUCCAUGGUGCUCUGUGUGAAUCACUGAGACUGUUUUUAGAGAGAAUUUUAAUUAAAGAUCAUGAAAGAGAGAUAUUUACUAAUGGAUCACCAAAAAAUUUGAAAAUUCUCUACAAAUUUUUUUUUUUUUUACUUCAAUUGACAUAAAAUAAGUAGCUAAAAAACUGAAAUGCCUUUUUGCAAAAGUAAUAAGUGUACUUAUUUAACUUUACUUAUUAAUUAUUUGCUUGUACUUAUUUGUUCCUUAAUAGUACUUGUCAAGUAGUUAACUAGUUAAUUUUGUAACUCCAUAGUCUUAAUAACAUUACUUGUU